AUGGCGCUGCUCGGACAGCCCUCCUGCUCGACCAGUGGGGACUCCUUGACCGACCUAAGGGGCUGUGAGCAACUAGUCACGAAGAGGAGAGCAGGAAGCCCUCCAGUCACAGAAGCAACGCUGAAAGCCUACCUUGAUGAAGUAUUACGGCUGGCUUAGCCUCCUUCAAGGAAGAAAUCAAUGUGGUGUCUGUACGCCUCCAUGACACAGAGGUCACCACCGCUGUUCACGUGGUGUGCAUUGCUAGCCUGGAAACAGAGAUGGCAACGCUCAGGCAAGAAAUGACCCAAUCCCAGUGCCACAUGGCGGUGAUGGAAGACCGUAGAAGCUGAAAGAACGUGAAAGUUAGGGGCCUACCUGACAGCAUCACCCUGACUGAGAUCCCACACCUAAUAAGGAGAUUACUUACUGGCCUCUUGUCUCCUAAACAAGCCAAGGCUUUGACCCUAGAUGGCUGCUAACGGCUACCAACACCACAAGCUACAACAUCACUGUCCAGUAGAGAUGUGAUCAUCCACUUUCAGAAUGGCCUGGACAGGCAAGCCUUCUUGUCCGUGGUGCACAACGCCUCUCACUAUCACUUUGAGAAACAUUCCUUAUACACCCUGCUCCAAAUUAUUAUGCAAAUUCUAUUUAAGUGUCACAAAGAUUAAAUAUUUUGUUUUUCAGUUUAACUCAUGGAUGGCAUUGUGUCUCAGGGCUCUUUUGAUCACUGAAAACAAUCUCGGACACCUGUGAUAAUUAGAUUGCCAGGUGAGCCCAAUUUAAGGAAAAACUACUAAAGGAGGGUGUUCCACAUUAUUAAGCAGAGCACCAUUUUCAUGCAAUAUGGGGAAGAGAAAGGAUCUCUCUGCUGCCGAAAAGAGUGAAAUAGUUCAAUGCCUUGGUCGAGGUAUGAAAACAUUAGAUAUUUCACAAAAACUUAAGCGUGAUCAUCGCACUAUUAAGAAAUUUGUGGCUGAUUCAGAGCACAGACAGGUUCGUGCAGAUAAAGGUGCAUUGAGGAAGAUUCUGCCAGAUCCAUGCAUCGGAUCAAGAGAGUAGCUGCUAAAAUACCAUUACAUAGCAGCAAACAGAUAUUUGAAGCUGUUGGUGCCUCUGGAGUCCCACGGACAUCAAUGUGUAAAGUCCUCCAGAGUCUUGCAACUGUGCAUAAACCUUCUAUUCGGCCACCACUAACCAAUGCUCACAAGCAGAAAUGGCUGCAUUAGGCAGAAAAAUACAUAAAGACUAAUUUUCAAACAGUCCUGUUCACUGAUGAGUGCCAUGCAACCCUGGAUGCUCCAGGUGGAUGGAGUAGUGGAUGGCUGGUGGACGGCCACCCUGUUCCAACAAGGCUGUGACCUCAGCAAGGCGGUGGUGGAAUCAUGUUUUGGGCCGGAAUCAUGGGAAGAAAGCUGGUCGGCCCCUUUAGGGUCCCCAAAGGUGUAAAGAUGACCUCUGCAAAGUAUGUGGAAUUUCUGAUUGAUCACAUUCUUCCCUGGUACAGAAGGAAGAACUAUGCUUUCCGUAAUAAAAUCAUCUUCAUGCAUGACAAUGCACCAUCUCAUGCUGCAAAGAAUACCUCUGCAUCAAUGGCUGCUAUGGGGAUAAAAGGAGAGAAAGUCAUGGUGUGGCCUCCCUCCUUCCUUGACCUCAAUCCUAACCUUUGGAGCAUCCUCAAGCAAAAGAUCUAUGAGGGUGGGAGGCAGUUUAGAUCCAAACAGCAGCUCUGGAAGGCUAUUCUGACAUCUUGCAAACAAAUUCAAGCAGAAACUGUCCAAAAACUCACAAGUUCAAUGGAUGUAAGACUUGUGAAGCUGCUAUCAAAUAAGGGGUCCUAUGUUAAACUGUAACGUGACCUGUUAAAAUGCUUAAAAAGUUAAAAUGUUGUUAUAAGUUUGAUUGAAAUAGCUUUUGAUUUCAGUAAAUAUGCUGCAAACACAACAAAUGACAAUUUUCAGUUCUUUACAACCUAUAAAGUGUUUUGAAACUUACUGUGCGUAAUAAUUUGGAACAGUGCAUUGUAAGUUUUUUAUGUUUUAAAAAAAAUACUGUUAUCAUUAGGAGGUUUGUUCAAUAAAAUUUGAAUUGUGUUCUUAAUAGUUGAUAACAUGAGAAUUAAGCUGACUGUUUACAGCAAUUUACAGCAAUUUACAUCAAUUAUUUAGGUAAAUGAGAAAAAUAUAAUUUGCAUAAUAAUUUGGAACAGGGUGUAGUUUUAUCCUGAUGUCUCCAGGGCCACCACGGACUGGCACAGGUCGCUGCAAGUGCUGCCCACUGAGUUACAGAAACAGAAGAUACCCUAUAAAUGGGGUGCACCACAGUGCCUACUAAUACAAAGAGAGUCCGGGACUCUAAAUGUCAUAGAGGCUUCAGAAGUGGCCAACAUCUUUCAGCAACUUGGGCUGCUGCCCGCUGAUACAAGAGAGCAGCCUCCAGUAUCUCUCAUGCAGAAGACCACCUGGAAUCUGGCGGUGGUGCGCCCAUUUGUUUCUGCCUUCAAACGGAGUAGCACCACAACCCCAGGGAUCACUUGA
Messenger RNA from Pelobates cultripes (western spadefoot toad), 2519 nucleotides. NCBI's taxonomy places the organism in Eukaryota, Metazoa, Chordata, Amphibia, Anura, Pelobatidae. The record is from the annotation of a GenBank genome assembly.